CUGGCGCGGGCGGCCAUGGCGGCGGGGCGGCUGCCGGCGCUGCUGUUGCUCGUCGCCCUGCUGCUGGUCGGCAUGGCGGGACCCGGCGCUCGGGCGGCGCGGAGUCGCGGCGCCGAGAAGCAAAACAGCCUCCGCCGCGCCGCCAGCGGCCUCUACCAGGGCAUCAGCAGCAUCUUCGGCGAGGACAACGUGCGGGCCCUGCAGAAGUUUUUUUCAAGGUUGACUGAGAGGUUUGUGAAUGGGGUGGAUGUAUUAAUGGACACAUUCUGGAGAAUAUGGACUGAUUUGUUAGAUGUUCUUGGAAUUGAUGCCUCCAACUUGACUCAUUAUUUCAGCCCAGCUGCAAUUGCCAACAACCCAACCCGUGCUCUUCUGCUGAUUGGUGCCAUUUUACUUGCCUAUUGGUUUUUAUCUCUCUUCCUCGGAUUCUUCUUCUAUCUCCUGCACAUGCUGUUUGGCCGCUUUUUCUGGAUUGCAAGGGUUGCCCUUUUCACUCUCUCGUGUGUGUACAUCCUCCAGAAGUACGAAGGUGACCCAGAGCAUGCAGUCCUGCCUCUCUGCUUUGUAGUAGCAGUCUACUUUAUGACAGGGCCAGUUGGAUUUUACUGGAGAAGAAACAGCAACAGCAGCCUCGAGGAGAAGAUGGACCACCUCGACAGUCAGAUCAGACUUCUGAACAUACGUCUUUCCAGGGUCAUUGAAAACCUGGACAGAGGCAGUGACCAAUGAACCAGCUCCUGCAGACCACUGUACACCAGCUCUAGAAAAUAAAUUCCUAAGCACUGUCUCAUUUGAAGUUACAAAGCAACAAAACAUCACAUGGUAAAAAGUGUGGAGAGUUAUAACUUUUCAUCAUGUGUAAGACUAAUUUAUCUAGAUUAUACACUCAGCCAUUAUACUUGUAGGAAAUAAACAAACAAACA
Messenger RNA from Dryobates pubescens (Downy woodpecker), 923 nucleotides. It is a transcript of the gene BRI3BP, whose product is annotated as BRI3 binding protein. The record is from RefSeq and is a predicted model, not a curated record. Gene Ontology annotation, cellular component: mitochondrion. Lineage: Eukaryota; Metazoa; Chordata; Aves; Piciformes; Picidae. The coding region runs from base 16 to 729 and encodes 237 amino acids. The transcript has 3 exons.